Molecule: messenger RNA, 1529 nt
Organism: Cucumis melo (muskmelon)
Lineage: Eukaryota; Viridiplantae; Streptophyta; Magnoliopsida; Cucurbitales; Cucurbitaceae
Product: urease accessory protein F
Exons: 2
Coding region: 600-1286 (228 amino acids)
Molecular function (GO): nickel cation binding
Source: RefSeq, a predicted model, not a curated record
UGUUGAUCGUCUUGGUCUUGGUUUAAGAAACAGUUAAAUAACUCUUGUGUUUUUGAAAUCUUGACUUUGAUCAGGUUUUUGAGUUGGUUUUAAUCAAACAGGAAAUGCAUGGUUGGUUAGAUUAGUUUUGGUUACUCUGGAGUUCAGUCUCAAAACCUUGUUGGAUUCUCUAUUUCUCUUUGGACUUCAGUUUUAAGGGCUUUUGAAAUUAUUCGUUAGGUUUCAUUUUACUUGAUGAUUGGACUUCCGUCUUGUAGUUGACUUUCUCCGUUUUUCUUUGUGCUUCGGUUUUUAGGCGUUUUGAAAUUAUUCGUUAGGUUUUUUUUUACUUGAUUGGACCUUCGUCUUGUAGUUAACUUCCUUUUCGUGGCUUUACCAUUUUGUAUGUUUGUGUAUUUUUUCUUCUCUCUUUUCUGAAUGAAAAUCAAAUUUCUUAAACAAAAAAGAAACGAUUGUGGAUUCAGAUUGUUUUGACCUCGAGUAGAGAUGUGUAAUUUAUUGAUUCUUGAUGAACCCUUCGUGUAUAUAUAAAGCAUUUCUUGGUGACCCUUUGUAUAUGUAUAGCAUUUCUUGAAUCUAUGCAAUAGUACAAACUUGACAUGGAUGACAAACAUUGUCACUGGAGCCAAUGGCAACUGCUCGAUUCUAUCCUUCCAACUGGUGGCUUCGCUCAUUCAUUCGGCCUUGAGGCUGCAAUACAAGCUCAAAUCGUCUCAAGUCCAGAAGAUCUCAAAACUUUUGUGAUCCAUUUAUUGGACAACACUGGAAGUUUGUUUCUUCCCUUUGUUUAUUCAGCCACACUAUCACCUGAUUUUGAAACCUGGAAGAAAAACGACAGGUUAUUGGAUGCAAUAUUAACUAAUGAAGUUAGUCGAAAGGCAUCUGUUACGCAAGGGUCAGCACUCAUGAGAGUUUCAGCAAUUGUGUUUUCCGAAAUCUCAUCUCUGAAAGCAAUGAGGGAGCACUUGUACGGGACUGGGACUGUGUCGUUCCACCAUGCUCCUAUCUUCGGGCUAAUCUGCGGUCUACUUGGAUGGGAUGGCACAAUGUCACAAAGAGCAUAUCUCUUUAUUACCUUGAGAGAUGUUAUUUCUGCUGCAACGAGAUUGAAUUUAGUAGGACCUUUGGGUGCAGCUGUGUUGCAACAUCAGCUUGCACAAGUUGCUGAAAACGUAUUGAAGAGAUGGAUGAACCGUCCUGUUGAAGAAGCUUGCCAAGCGGUUCCUUUGUUAGAGACGGUACAGGGAUGCCAUUCGUACCUGUUUUCUAGAAUGUUUUGUUCUUGAAAAGUUUUUCAAGUGAAAACUGCAUCUUUCUUUUGAUUUUGGGUAUUGGAGUCCCCUUCUUUCAUGUUCUCUGCUUGAAAAUGGUUGUGGAUUAUGAGAUAAUAGUGGCAAUGUUGAAAUUCUCUUACUCACAUAUAUGCAUUUCAUUUUGUAUGGCACUCCAUGUUUUUGUUCCAUCGAAGACUUUGUUUGUCUAUGGCCAUGAUUCAAUAUCAAGUAAAUGUAAAUAGAGUUUUUUAAGUA